Molecule: messenger RNA, 1842 nt
Organism: Hippoglossus stenolepis (Pacific halibut)
Lineage: Eukaryota; Metazoa; Chordata; Actinopteri; Pleuronectiformes; Pleuronectidae
Product: caspase-3
Exons: 7
Coding region: 318-1199 (293 amino acids)
Biological process (GO): proteolysis; neuron differentiation; positive regulation of apoptotic process
Cellular component (GO): cytoplasm
Source: RefSeq, a predicted model, not a curated record
UUCCUUCCUGUAAAGUCCAUGUUUACUGGCAGAUUGUUGUUCACUGUAUUUUCAUCUUGAGCGACCGCUCCUGACACGCCACAACUGAUUGGUCGCGACGGCAGCGGACAUUUUCCUAAGCCAAUCAUCUGUCGUCUUCUGGCCAAGGUGCUCCGAACACUGUGAUGUUUCUCCCGCCCACACCAGGGAGCGGCGUCCCUGAUUGGCUGAAAGUUUCAGACUUGUACUUUGAACAAUGUGACAUUUCCUCAUUAUGACUCUAAAGGGAGGGCAGCUGCAGAGACUUUCCUCCACGGUCCUGUCAAGAGAAAAGGAACAUGGCUGAUGGUGAAAAGGAGAGCGGUGGUGACACUGUGGAUGCCUUAAAGUGGUUUUCAAAGAGGUCGGAUGGAGCGGCCACAGGCAGCAAUAAGACGUAUGAUGAAGUGGACUCUACCCCCAGCAGUAAAGGCAGUACAGCUGCAGGCUCAGACCCCUACCGCUACAAGAUGGACUAUCCCAGCAUUGGAACCUGUGUGAUCAUCAACAAUAAGAACUUCGACAAGAUGAGUUAUCGUGACGGGACGGAUGUCGAUGCUGCCUUUGCUAUGAAGACCUUCUCUGAGCUGGGUUAUAAACUCAGAGUGGCCAAUGACCAGACUGUGAGGCAGAUGAAACAUCUUCUGACGAGCGUAUCUGAGGAGGACCACAGUAGUAGUGCAUCGUUUGUGUGUGUGUUGCUGAGUCAUGGAGAGGAGGGGGUGAUUUAUGGCACAGACGGCUGUGAGAGGUUGGAGAACUUGACGAGAAACUUUAAAGGGGAUGGCUGCAGAAGUCUCCUUGGCAAACCGAAGCUCUUCUUCAUACAGGCGUGUCGUGGUUCAGCCCUGGAUGACGGAGCCAUGAUCGAGACGGACAGUGUAGAUGAGCAAACAUCAGAGAGGAUUCCUGUGGAGGCAGAUUUCCUGUACGCUUAUUCCACUGCUCCAGGUUACUACUCAUGGAGAAACACGUCCAACGGCUCCUGGUUCAUGCAGUCGUUGUGUGAGAUGUUGGUGCAUUACAAGGGAGAGCUGGAGCUGAUGCAGAUCAUGACACGAGUCAACCGCAAGGUGGCACUACACUUUGAGUCUUCCUCCAACGUACCUGGAUCUAACAGCAAGAAGCAGAUCCCCUGUAUUGUAUCGAUGUUGACCAAAGACUUGUACUUUCCUCAAUAGAAUGAAAUACUCUUCUUGUUUAUCCUGUAGGAAAUAGAGUCAAAUGGGACUUUGCUGAAUUUACACAUUUCUCUUCUCAUUUCUCUAUUUUACUGUCAAAGAUAUUUGCACAAACGAUUUGUGGUGCACUGUGUGGGCCUGUUUUAAUGUCACUGCAAGCAGAACCCAAAUGCACCAACAGCAUGAGGAUAAAAGGGAACAUGUUAGUUUGAUUAUUGUUAAAUCUUGAUCAUUAUUUCUUAGACAUUUUUGUCCUUUUGUAUUUCUUUGUGUUGGCUCCUUCAGAAAAGCUGAACCAGUUUUUUAGUGAAGCAUGUUGCAAUAAUUUCUACAGAUGCAUCUUAAAAAAGCCACUUUCACUUAUACCAACACAUUAGCAUUAGCGUUUAAAUUCAGUACAUACAUAUUUGCAGUUUGUUUUUUAUGUUGGUAAAAAUAAAGGGUAUUCACAUGUAACACAAUACUGUAAAUCAAUGUGACUGUCCUUUGUAGUGAGUUUGAAAGCCGGCAGACAUAUGAAAAUGAAUCUUUUAUUUUGAUCAGUGUUUCUUCAAAACUUUAGUAAUGUUCAAGUAGAAGAGUGAUGAUUGUAACUGUUCUAAAUCUGAGCUGAGCAACCAGUAAGAGUGACAUUACUGUAUUA